This is a messenger RNA of Hibiscus syriacus, 465 nucleotides long. RefSeq names its product 60S ribosomal protein L5, mitochondrial. Gene Ontology annotation, biological process: translation. Gene Ontology annotation, molecular function: RNA binding; structural constituent of ribosome. Gene Ontology annotation, cellular component: ribosome; cytosolic large ribosomal subunit. The record is from RefSeq and is a predicted model, not a curated record. Lineage: Eukaryota; Viridiplantae; Streptophyta; Magnoliopsida; Malvales; Malvaceae.
AGUUCGAGCACUAUAGAAGUUCCUGGAUCAUGUGAAAUGAUAGUAGUACCAAAGGCACCCUAUAAUUUCAUAAUAAAAAAUGGAAAAUUGGAUAUGGAGAUUCUGUGCGGUCAGAAAUUCAUACAUACACAAAGGGGUUUGAUAGGAAAGUCGUUUCGAUCCAAUCUAUUCUUGGGGUCAAAUAAAGAAAAAGGAUAUGUCAGUGACUUGGCACGCCAAAGCACUCUCCGAAGGCAUGGAAUGUCUACUUUUUUAGUCAGAAUCACGAUGGUAAUGUCUCUAUUAGAUUCUUUGGUCGAAAUACGAGAAAAUUCCAUUCAAUUCUCGACGAAAAUGAAGUUUUGUGAAUUCUCCCCAGAACUGGAAGAUCAUUUCGAGGUCUUCAAACAUAUUUGAGGGUUCAAUGUGACUAUUGUCACUUCGGCCAACACACAAGAUGAGACACCAACGUGGAGCGGCUUUUAG